UAAAACAUCCAUAUCCUACGCCAAAGAUUGACUGAUUAACAUGACACGACAAUAUUUCUUCUCUCACUUUCAUUCAAAUCAUUACACCAAAUGUCACUCACAUUAAUCAUCAAUUUUCUCCUAUAUAAGUACACACACAUGUUACCCCUCAAAAAUAACUACAUUCCCCUACUAAAAAUAAUUCAAACCAUAGUAUAAAAAAACUUUCAUUAAUUUUCUUAGCUAGCACAUGGAGUGUAACACUAUCUCUUAUUCUUAUGGGUCAUGUUCAAAGAGAAAGGAGAAAAAAGGUGUGAAAAAAUCCAAAGGAAGUUCAGUGAAACUUUCAACUGAUCCACAAAGUGUUGCAGCUAGAGAAAGAAGACAUAGAAUCAGUGAUAGGUUCAAGAUUCUUCAGAGUAUGAUCCCUGGUGGAAGUAAAUUAGAUACUGUUUCUAUGUUGGAGGAAGCUAUUCAUUAUGUUAAGUUUCUUAAGAAACAGAUUUGGCUUCAUGAAACAUUGAUUAACUUUGUUGAUGAUAUUGGUGAGUCACACAUGUUGCUUCCUCAAGAUUAUUCUUCAAAUGAUAAAAAUAUUCCUUCAGGUACAUUUGAGUCUAUGCAGAAUUUGCCACAGUUACCACUAGAGCAGUUUUGUUUUCAAGGAGAUAAAGAUAUCAAAACCAUCUUUGAUGCCACUAUGAAAUAUUAAUUAGUCACUAUCUUAAAUUAGUUGUGAGCUUUUGUAAUGGUUGAAUGCUAUAUAUCUUAUGAGUGAUAUUAAUGUAGUGAAAGUUCAAUGUAGAUUUUGCAUGUAAUUGUUGCAUACUAGAAGUGUCUUUGUCUAUCAAAAAGCACUUAUUCUAUGUGCCAAAAAUGCAACAUGUAUGGUCUUGGUGAUUAUUUGCAUUGAUGUCUUAUGUAGAGCAAGGUUUUUGAAAGAGACAACAAAAAUUUGUCUUGUUUUGUGUUUUUGUAACAUCGAGGGUCAAUGUAGCCAGGGCCGUUUGAUA
This is a messenger RNA of Medicago truncatula (barrel medic), 992 nucleotides long. Its product is annotated as transcription factor LAX PANICLE 1. The record is from RefSeq and is a predicted model, not a curated record. NCBI's taxonomy places the organism in Eukaryota, Viridiplantae, Streptophyta, Magnoliopsida, Fabales, Fabaceae. Gene Ontology annotation, molecular function: protein dimerization activity; DNA-binding transcription factor activity. Gene Ontology annotation, biological process: regulation of DNA-templated transcription. Bases 230 to 691 code for a protein of 153 amino acids. The transcript has a single exon.